AGAUGCAAGCAUGUACAAAUGUUGCCCACAUUUGCAACAAAAAUGUAUUCACAGAAACAGAAAGCACAUCUUUUGAGGAACUACCCUGGCAAUUAUCAUUUUUUUUUUUAACCAACUUGGAAGUACAGAACAUUUGUAGCUAAUUAGUUUGCCAAAAUUAGCACGUACCUUUUAAUACGGUGGCCAACGAGAAAAAAAAAAAAAAAAGAAAUGUUCCUUAUGGAGUGAAUAAUACCUCGCUCUACUUUCCCCUUUUGUUUAUCCCACUCUUGUUUGGGUAGUUGUGCCACAGAGGCCUCCUCCCUAGCUUUAGGCGAAAGUAUUAAUUGGAGGGGCUACCCAACGAAGGAGCAGCAGGGCGUAUAGGACAUACCCCCCCUAAUCCAGUGAACAUGCAUAAAAAGGCACACAACCCAAAGUGGUAUCCUUUCACGCAUGGCAAGUAUAAUAAUCCCCCCAGAAGGAAUCUCCACCUAUCACACUAGUGUACUGCUUUAAAAUGAGAAAGCGAAAAUAUGGAAGCCGGUCUACCCCCACGGAGAACGAAGCAAAUGAGGAUCCCAUAGACGAGCAGGAAAGAAAGUACAUUUACCCAAGCAUCGCCAACUCGCCAAUACUCUUGCACAACGACCAGGUCAUCUACGCAUAUGGCAGCAGUCUGAUAUUUUAUUCCCUGAAGGAAAAAAAAUUUGUAAAAAAAAUUGAUGAGCAUGAAAAUGCUAUUAGAUCAUUAGAUGUUAAUAAAAAUGGAACUAAAAAAUAUUUCUUGACAACUGGGGAUGAUAAAGUGAUAGUGAUUUAUGAUGAGCAGUGGUCCGUGUGCCACAAAAUUGUGCAUAAGAAAAAAAUCGUGAAGGCGUAUUUUUUAAAAUAUGUGCAGGAGGAAGACAAGAAGUUCGAAAUAAUUUUCAUUGACAAGUAUGGAGACGUGUACCUGUUUGACCUCAAGUUGGUGGCGCAGGGGACCCCCACCAUGGGGGAAGCCCCAACGGUGGGUGAAGCCUCAACGACGAGCCUCUCCUGCUGCACCACCAAGUUGAGCUACCUGCAGGAUUCGCUGAACGACAUCCAGGAAAAUGACGAGGAUUUGUUUUUCAUGAAUAAUUUCGAGCGCAUGCUUCAGGGGGAGGAGGGGGAGGAAGAAAAUAACGAGGAAGAAGAUAAAGCGGAGGGAGGUCACUCAGAAGGAGGCCACUCGGGAGGUGAUGAAGGGCAGUCGGGCAAACUCGCCCAGGUGAAGGAAAAGCUGGAGCGGCACUACGCCAAGUGCUUCCAAAGCGAAACGCUGAUGUACCCAAUCCUCGCGUGCAACUCUGCAGUCAUAUCGCUACACUACGACAGCAACUUUUUAAUAAUAGGAGACAGAGAUGAAAAAAUAAGAAUUGUGAAAAAUAAAAAAAUAAACCAAAUAUACAACUUUUAUUUAAAUCACAAGUUAUUUAUCACUUCCCUCGUUUUGAUAAAUUCUAAAACGUUUUGUUCUGCCGCCGCGGAUUGCUACCUCCACAUGUGGGACAUUAAGACGAAGGAUAUUAUUGACACGUUGUAUUUUGACUCCUCCUUUUUGUGCAAACUGGCAGAGUGGAAGGCCCCCUUUGGCAAUUCGGUCCAUUUGAAAAAAUAUAAGUUUGUUAUCAACACGUUGAUUUUUAAGGAAAGCACUUGGACAAUCUACGCCACUGCAGAAAAUUUGAAAGGAAUUUUAAUCAUCCCACUAGCCAUAAGUGGAGAUGGCAGCCAUUUGUUAACUUUUAAUAAGGAAGAAAUUUCAUUUUUUCCUCUUCAACAGGAGGUUUUAUCUUUCAUCUUUUUAUCACUUGAUGGGGAUGAUGAGUGUAUACUUUUUGUCGAUAGGAGUGCAGGCCAAUUGCAUCAGAUCAAAUUAACAGAUCGUGGGAAGUUGGCUGGAGAGGUGGUCACCCUCGACCGGCAUGCCUUCUUUGACGGCGCGAAGCAAAUGGAUAUCGGAUUGAUAAAUUACUGGAAGCACACCACGAUAGAGGACGAAAUUCCUUAGGGGGAACUCUCCAUUUGCUGUGUACCGGGGUGUCCCCCAUUUGAGGCUUCAUUUUAUGCGCCUUCGCAAAGUUGCCUUUUUUCCCCUUUGCCGCUUUUUCCUUUGACGUGUUUCUCCUUCACUUUAAAAUUGUUACCGCCGGGUACUUUUGUGCCUCUUCGAGGAGAGGGAAGGAAGCGCGCCCCGCACGGUCCUCUGCAAAUUUACGCCUCUGCUGCGUAAAUAUACGCAAGAGUGCGCAUGUUGUGUAGGUUCCUAAGCGCAUAACAGCGUUCACGGCGUUGGCGUUAGUGUUAGCAGUUUUCUGUGGGUUCCUUUUACCUGUUAAUUUAAUUUCCCUUUUUUGUCGAAGCGUUCCCAGCGGAGCGCAUUCACUUCUACCCCCGUUUCGUCACUUUGCCCCAAUGCACGAGCAGAAGUUUACAUAUUAGAAGAAAAAACAAAAAAUAAAUUUUGCGCCACAAUGAAGUGAAGUCGUUUUGGCGUUUUUUUCACCACGUGUGGAGUGCUAACCGUUUUGGCUAUUUUUGCGAAUAAUUCAUCCAUUUCUCAUUUUUUGCUCAAUUUGUGUGUUCCCUUUUGACAGCAAUUUUUUUUUUAACUUUUUUAAAAUUAGCCCCAAUUUGAAGAGCGCCACAAGGGGAUUCACCGCCACGCGGAACAGCCGCAUAUAAAUAAACAUAUGCGUGUACGUGUUCACGUGGAUGC
Molecule: messenger RNA, 2725 nt
Organism: Plasmodium vivax (malaria parasite P. vivax)
Lineage: Eukaryota; Apicomplexa; Aconoidasida; Haemosporida; Plasmodiidae
Exons: 2
Coding region: 500-2017 (505 amino acids)
Biological process (GO): RNA (guanine-N7)-methylation
Cellular component (GO): tRNA methyltransferase complex; cytosol; nucleus
Molecular function (GO): tRNA (guanine(46)-N7)-methyltransferase activity; protein binding
Source: RefSeq, a predicted model, not a curated record